Diabrotica virgifera virgifera (western corn rootworm) is the source of this 10836-nucleotide messenger RNA. Its product is annotated as transcription factor GATA-4-like. NCBI's taxonomy places the organism in Eukaryota, Metazoa, Arthropoda, Insecta, Coleoptera, Chrysomelidae. The coding region runs from base 118 to 1719 and encodes 533 amino acids. The transcript is spliced from 9 exons. Gene Ontology annotation, molecular function: DNA-binding transcription factor activity, RNA polymerase II-specific; RNA polymerase II cis-regulatory region sequence-specific DNA binding; zinc ion binding. Gene Ontology annotation, biological process: negative regulation of transcription by RNA polymerase II; cell fate commitment; positive regulation of transcription by RNA polymerase II. The record is from RefSeq and is a predicted model, not a curated record.
UGUCGAACUCUUAGUAGAGACUGACUGAUCUCUCUCCAACGAGUGGUUUGCGCGAAUAUACAAAAGUCCACAAGUUGACUAGUUACGUUUCAGUUGAUAGUGUAUGAUAAGGGCGAUAUGACAACCAAGUCAGAUUAUCAGCGAACAUACGUUGCAUAUGGAGAAGAUCCAAGACAGCAGUAUAGCCCCGCCUCGCAAAAUGAAGGGGCGGAACCGUCUCCCCACUCCAGAGCAGCCACUCCCCUGGAAUGCCUUAGUUAUGAAGUUGACCAACAAGACAAUUAUCCAACGCUAGUCAGAUCGGACGGGAGGUAUAUGCCUUUCACCUUAGAGGUUCCACUAGAAGAGGCUAAUGGCACCGAGUACUUACAACUGGGACCUACAGCAAUUGCGAACGGUUCCCCAACACAAGGAAGCGGUGGCAGUCCUAGUCCUGGCUCUCCAAGAGUUUACAGUCUUUCCGCCAUACAUUCGGGAGAUGAGCAUCAGUCCACCAUUGAAGGAUCUCAGCUAACUCAACUCACAAGCCAUAUCAGCUACACUGGCGUUGGCAUAAGUUCUCCAAAUUCUGCAAACAUAUCUAGUCCGUUGUAUUCGAGGGGUUCGGGUACGUACACCACGGGUACAAUGCCCUAUUAUAAUAGCUCCCCAGAACUGACUACACAACAAUCACAAUUGUGGACAAAUUCCGGUGUUAACACAACAGGAUCUUUGUCCUUAGCAGAAGACUAUCCUAAAGUAACCUCCUCAUCCACAUCGUUACCUGGUUUCAGUAGGUUGCCAACUACUUUUACAAACAACCACAAUCAUCACCGAAGCACCACAUAUCUACCCAAUGCCAUCUAUGGCGAAUGGCCGUCAUACGCGACUGACCAGUAUGGACUCAACUCUUCAGCACAGAGGAGUCGACCGAUCUCAGCAGCAGCUUCGUUGUCAGCAAUUGAUCCACGCACAGCGGAAUUCUUCACGGAAGGUAGAGAAUGUGUCAAUUGCGGCGCAAUUGAUACUCCUUUGUGGCGCAGAGACGGCACAGGCCACUAUCUUUGCAAUGCGUGUGGCCUAUACCACAAGAUGAAUGGCAUGAACCGGCCUCUUGUGAAGCAGCCUCGUAGAUUGUCCGCUUCUCGCCGAGCUGGCUUGACCUGCACCAACUGCCAUACAAGUACUACAUCACUUUGGAGAAGAAACGCAUUAGGGGAACCAGUUUGUAAUGCUUGUGGACUCUACUACAAAUUGCACUCAGUCAAUAGACCUCUAUCGAUGAAAAAGGAUAGUAUACAGACCCGUAAACGGAAACCGAAAGGAAGUAAAGAAACUAAUGCUAGUAGCACGCACAUGGCAAGAAACCUCAGCACAGCACUACCAGGCAUCAAAAUGGAAGACGUUGGAGUUAAAAUUGAACAUACAACAUUAGAUAACUAUGGUGAUCUAAGAACAGUAUCAUCGCUAAACCAACUUCAACAUUCAACUUCUAGCUACGCGUAUACCCCUCAGGCCCACCAAAGAUUGAGCCCUUCAUACACCGCUCAGUCCUCUCCACAAUUAUCUUCACAAUCACAUUACUAUGACACCAUUCUUCAACAACCAAGUCCCAGUCCUCCAUCGGAUGAGUCAAAUAGCUCUAUUAACAACAAUAAUAUAAGUAACAACAACAAUACCAAAGUUAUUAUUAACGGAGACCACUGUGACAGACCCACGGUAGUGUCGCUCUCAUCAUAAACUUGUAAAUACUUUAGUUAGAUAGAUAUUGUAUCUAGUAUAUUGAAAAUUUGACUGUUGCGGUUCCUUAACUUUAUUGUAUGUAUUAUUGUGUUCGUGUAGCAGCAGGUCCUGUUUAGAAAUAAUAUUGAACGAUUUAAAAACAACAGGUGCCUAAGUUGAUCUGUUGGCAUCUGUCAGAAGACCUGGAUUCGAUUACCUGGACGAAAUAAGUUUUUUCAUUACAAUAUUUUCACCUCGGGGCUUAACUAUCAGGGCUCCUUUGAACAUUGACUUGAAUUCCGGGACACAUUUGAAUCUCUUACUGACCAAGAUCUGAAUUUUGACAUUGAAAGAUGCGAAACAAGACCUUUUGAAUUUUGAAUACUCUAUUUGAUAUAUCAGGUCUAAUACUAAUAAUGUUAAGGAAUUAAAACAGUUUUUAACAUCAAAUGCGAAUGUUAAAAUUUAUUUAAGAUCUCGAAAGGUAGGUCUGAUUGGGAAACAAUACUUAGAUAAGCCGCUUUAUUAGAUCUGAUUAUUUUCUUUUUUAAAAGAGUUAUUUGUUUCGAAAUAUUUAUUUUCGACUAGUAUGUAAUGUAUCAGAAGUAGAAAUUAAUUGAAAUUUCUUGUAACACAUUUUAGUUGGACUAGCAAAAUUUAUCAAAGUACAAAAUGUUGCACAAUAUCUCUAACCGUAUCAGUUUAUUAUUUGCUUAAAAAGAAUUGGAUUACUCAAAAAAUAUUGAUACCGUAGAUUAUAAGAAAUUGUUAAUAUUUUGGGAGAAUAUGUUAGCACCUUAUUUGCUAAGGGUUACUAUUAGCUAUUGGUGUCUCCAAUAAUCAUUUAUUUUAGCGUUGUUGAGUGUAGAUCAAGAGUCUUUUGACCUUGAGACCCCAACCUCAAGUUGAGGUCCUGCUUACACAUGUACUUUCAUCAAAAGAAAAACGUUUUCCUUUUGGUUUCCUUUAAUCAUAAGGAAAAUCGUCAUUGAAGUUUUGCUGAGUAAUUUUUAUUUUCAUCUUCAUAUCUGAAGGAAUGGUUUGCAGGGAGUCUCUAAUACACUAUGUUGAGUCGUCCUUAGCUUCUACUCGAUCAUAAUGAUCUACCAAACAUAAGGAUACCUUUCACCACCAAGGUCUCACGAUUCUCGAAGGGGCAUGUUUCUUAUCCAAGUAUUCCUCCUAUCGACAGUCGUAUGUUGACCAUUUGUCUUUCCAUUGCUCUCGGUGUCCUCGCUGUUCUCUGUUCUAUCCAAAUUAGCUCUUGUGAAUGUCUAUGUAUGACAUCCGUAUGUAAGGGAAGAAUGCACUGGUUGAACAGUUCUUGAAAACUCAGGAUACUUUUUUAUUUUUCAAAAUAGAGCUUAAGUUUACCAAAUGAAGCUUAUGCCAAUCUCAUUCGUCUUUUUACUUCUAUAAUUUGGUUAUCUUUAUUUGAUUUUAUUAUCUAUUAUUAUAAGGACUAUAUCAUCUGAAUAUCUUAGGUGGUUUAAGUACCUAUUCUCCAUUAAUGUUUAUUCCAUAUUCGUCCCAUUGUAGUUUCUUCCCAUGCUUGGUUAAUGAGUUUUGGCGAAACUGUAUCUCCUUGUCUAACAUUUCUUUGCAUAAAUAUGUUUGUGGUGUGUGCAUUUAGUUGAAGAUGGAUAGUUAUUUUGAAGUUCUUGUCCAGUGCUCUAUGCUGUGGAAUGCCUUUUCGAAAUACAUAUAUAAAUGCCAUAUAUUAUUAUUCAUUUAUAUUCAUUUCUCAAUUAGUGCCUUUAUUGAAAAUAAGUGAUUACACCGGUUCCUUUUCUGAACCUCUAGCCCUCUCUGAACCCUGCUUGCUCUUUGGUUUGGUAGCUGUCAAAUUGGGUCUGUUAGUUAUUAUUUUAGUUGACAGUUUAGAUAAUAUAACGUAAUGUAGAGCAAUUGCUCUAUAAUGUUUUAGUUUAUUUUCGUUUCCUUUUUUGAACAAUAUCAGCAUGAUUGUUCCAUUACAGAUACUGGAUAUGUUUCCUGUGCUUAAUAUUUUGCUAAUUAAAGCUAUGCAGAAUUGCUCUUGUAACUUUCCCAUCGAUUUUAAUAAUUUCGACUGCAAUACCAUUUCUCCAUGACCAUUUAUUAUUCUACUCCUUCUUCGUUCUCUGAGUGCUUAUAUUUAUUUCUGAUUUACUAAUUUCAGUUUAUAUUUUUACUAUUUUUUCAGUUUAUGUUUUUUUAUUUUAAUUUUCAAUUUUUCAAGAAUUUCAUCUGUUGGUGGUUUUUUAUGCAGAUGUAAGUAAUAGGUAUUGUUGUGUUAUGGCUAUUAUUUUAUAUAUAGGAAUUAUGUAGUUCUAUUUAACCAUGACAUUGUUCUGUUCUUUUCCCAGUUAGUAUUGUAAAGGCCAAACACUUAAGAGCGUGAAGUCGUACAAUGUACUAGUCAACAAAAACACAAUUUCAAUGUAAAAAUAUCGUAUUUUUGUUUUUAUUUUUAUUUUUUAUUUUUCAUACUUGUGUAAACUGUUAUAUAAAGUUCAAGCCAAACCCUUCUUCCAGUUCGUCAUUAAUUUUGACGUCAUACAUAUAGGAUUUUAAGAAUGUCGCGAAUCAUUGCACGGUAUUUUAGUUAAAUCUGUCUGUUGCCAGAAUAUUUAUAUUUAUAUAAAUAUAUUUUUUAGCUUAACGCCUCGACAAAUAUGGACCAUUGGCAUAUUACUAGUAUAUAAAUAUUGCCAGAAUAUUAAUAUUAAAAAAAAAUCAAUGGGAAAAUCCCAAUAGUUGGCUGUAUACCAUAGUUUAAAAAACUUAUACAGAAGUAAAAACUUCAAAUUGUAUUCUGGUAUAAAAUCGUUUAUUGAAAACUAUCUAAAAUGUCAUCCAAAUGGAUUGCAAAACGUUUUCGUUCCAAUUCAGAACAUCUUCAGUGCCUAGAAUGAAGUAUUUCCACGUUAGAUUAAAGCAAAAAAGUUAAAAUUGUGACUGCUAGAAAGAAAAAAACAUGUGGGAAUACUUACAUUCUGCUGAGUAGUUUGAAACUAGCCCAUAAUUGGGGUUAUCACUUUAAAUAGUGUGCUAGUUUCAAACUAUUCAGCAGAAUGUAAGUAUUUCCACAUGUUUUUUCUUUCUAACAGUCACAAUUUUAACUGUUUUGCUUUAAUCUAACGUGGAAAUACUUCAUUCUAGGCACUGAAAAUGUUCUGAAUUAGAACGAAAACGUUUUGCAAUCCAUUUGGAUGGCAUUUUAGAUAGUUUUUAAUAAACGAUUUUAUACCAGAAUAGGCCUAACCUACAAUUUGAAGUUUUUAUUUCUGUAUGAGUUUAUUAAUAUUUAAAAUAUUUUAAUGAAAAAAUAAAUAUAGUAUAUAAAAUAAAAUUUGUACUGUACCCAUACUGUACCAUAUAGGAAAAUACUAACCUAGAAUGACAAUUGUCAUUUUAUCCGUUGACAUUGUGAAAUUACUGUCACGAUCGGGCACUUUUACAGUCAACCAUACCUCCAUAAGUAGAAAUCGCUUUAAUAGGCAACUAUACUCCAUCUAAUUUACUUACCGUUGCACGUCAUCCGCGUCAUAACCCGUGACGUCACAUGAUACCAACACGAAAUAUUUAGGCGGUAGGUGUGUUCUUUUUUAGAAUCACUUUGCCGAGUACUCUAGCAUUACAGCUACUAGACAUAUUUUAUUAUAUACGCGUAGAAAUAAUAUUUAAAGAUUUAUAUUAAUGUUAACUUAAAGAAAUACACAAUAAUAUGUUUCAUUUAAUUUGUAUAAAUGGAUUAUAAAGCGUUUUUAUAAAGCACAUUUGUUCGGAAUACACUGUAACUAUAAUCGAACGAAGGUGAUAUUUUGGCAUAAAUUGGUAACAUUUAUUUGACAGUUGCGGUGAUGACACUUCAUAUUUGUUUAUAUUAUUUACUAUAAGUAUUUGUUUCAUUAUAUUUACUGUUUUUAUUAUGUACUUUAACGUAAGAUUAUAACUUGAUUAGAUAUAAUUCUUGUUUUCUAUUUCUAAAGUUUUUAUUUAUUUACAUUGAAUAUUAAUUUGUUUUGCUGUAUAAUCCACUUCCUCAAAAAUUGUGUGAUGUAUUUGAUUUAAAAUGAACUCAAGAAUUUUUUGUAAUAGGGCUUUUCAUCGACUGUCAUUUGUUUCGAGCUUCUGUCAUGUGUCACAUAAUAUUAAUAUAUCUACGCCAUACGUCUUUGGUUUGUAUCAUUGGUAUAUAUCAAUAACGUAUGACGUAGAUAUAUUAAUAUUAUGUGACACAUGACAGAAGCUCGAAACAAAUGACUGUGAAUGAAAAGCCCUAUUGGGCAACAAUGUCAACUUAGAUCUCUAACGUAGAUAAUGACGUGCAACAGUAAGUAAAUUAGACGGACUGUACCCGUCAACGAAUACAUAAUUUUCUAAGUUCAUUGUAUAAUAAUCACGGACGUGCCUUUUUUUCUGUCAUUUUCAUCUUAUGCGUUAGAGAGAAUACGAUAAACUAUGACGCACUGAAAGAGGGGUGUGGUUUGAACUAUAGGCACUAUUUCCAAUUUUUAUUCCUAUCGUGAUUGUUUCAAAGGAUAGAGAUAUUGUGGUAUUUUAUACUUAUGGUUUUGUUGAUCAGGUACACAUUUCAUUGUUAUAAUAAUAAUUGGCUGAAAACAAACUUCAUUUAUGAGUUAAAAAAUUCUUUUCGUAUGCCAAAAUUAUGCUUAAGCUUUCAGAUAAUUUAUUUUAUCAUGCUUUUACUGAACCGACUUUUUGUAAUAUUAACCAUUAAGAUUGUGUAAGAAAAUUUGAUGAAUUUUUCAUCUAGAAAUUAAACAAAAUGGCUGUGGUAGACCAUUUGGGGAAGAAUAAAGUUUCUUAUUUAAGAGACUGUUGUUAUGCUCAGUUUUUUAUCGAAAUUGUUAGAUUAUUUUAUUAGAAUUUAGACUUUUGUGGUAAAUGUAUAAAGUAUAAUUCCAAAACAUUUGAAUUUUUUAUUGGCAGUGUACGUGUUGAAUAUAAUAUACUUUGUUUCAAUAAGCGAUGACGUUUGUAAGUCAUAGCUUUUUCGUAUACAAGUUGCAGAUAUCCUACAUCCUACUAUUAGGCCUGGAUCCCGCGUACCAAAAAAAGUUUAAUAGCAAGCUGAAAAUUUGUUAAUAGCUUAACGGUGUCAGUCGGACAAAUUUUGAUGUACGGGAACACUGGAACGGGAAGCUUUAAUUGUGGAACAGGCUACAGGUUUCGAACGUCAGACUAGGAAAACGUCCCAUGUUCUUUGUCGGACAGAACUUACAAUUGAUUUGUUACCCUUUCAUUAAACUCUCAUGCAAAAAUCAGACUGCUAUUUACCACCAACAAAAUUCGUGUUAUUUGACAUAUUCUACGUGUCGGACUUAUUAAAAUGCCCAACAUAUCUGUCGGACAAACAUUUUUUCAUAUAGGUAUUAUUAUUAAGUUUGCUAUUGAAUAAACUUAAAACCAACCUGUUAGUUUUCACAAUCAUAAUCUGGUCAGGAUGACACGUUCUACAAUUAAAAUCACGUUCCACAAUAAUUAAAAUUUCCUCUAUUCCAGUUUUCCGUACAUCAAUGUUUGUCCGACUAGACACUGUUAAGCUUAGAGCUUCACGAUACGAUACAAUAUCGAUACUUUUUAAGUAUUGAGUAUUUUAUUGGUUAUUUAUGCCAAUGAAGUAUCGUAUCGAGUAUCGAUAUUGGCAAUACUUUUUUAUAAAAAUAUCGUAUUGAUAUUGAUUUCGAUACGAGAUCGAGACAAUACUCGAUAAAAUAUCGACAUAAAAAGAAUAAUUAUACAUCUGAGCUGUGUAAGCUCUUUAUGUCCACUUUUGCAUGCUUGGCAAAUGGGCAUUAUUCUAAAAAUAUUACAAAUAUUUCUUAUAACUUAUAGAUUCUUAUAAAAAUUGAAUAUGGCUGAAUGAUUCUUUGAAACGACUAAUACUUACUAAUUCUGUAUCUAUUGUUUAAAAACUACUUUUAUAUAAAUAAAUCUCAAUUCAUUAUUUUUGUUGAAAAUUAUUUUUGCGUCAUCAUCAUUUACUUCCAUAAUAUUGCCACAUGAUAUAAAUAGUGUAAUCAUAACAGUCAUUUAGUUAUUCUCAAGAGCUUCAAUUUUAAGCACUCAAGUGUAAAAUAUUAUAACAGCUGAUGCUUUGGUUGAAGAUCACUUAUCUAAAUGUCUAUUCCACGAAAUAUAAUUAAACAACUGUGGCGUUUUAUUUUUUUUCUCGAUAUCAAUAUUUUCAAUAAUAUCGAGGCAAGCGUGUCGACGAUACAAGAGUAUUGUAUUGAUUUCAGAUAAUGAGUAUCGUAUCGACAUUAAUAUUGCUAAGGUGUGUAUUGUAUCGGUAUCGUAUUGAUUUUCGAUACGAUAUCAAUACAAUAUCGAUAUUUUUAUCGAAUAUCGUGAAACUAUAGUUAAGCUAUUAACAAAUUUGCAGCUUACUAUUAAUAACCGUUUUUUUGGUACGCGGGAUCCAGACAUAUAUUCUUCACAACUAUGUUCAUAUCUGAAUACUUACUUUAACUUUAUUACCCACAAUUUUGAUUUGACAAAUACUAUUUUUUUACCAGUCAUUAUACAAUUCGCAGUUUUCUCGUCUUAUUUCGUCGCCUUUAUUUUCCAGUUCUUUUCAAUAAUUCAAUAUUUUUGUUACUGUUUUUUCGAGGUAGGUAUAUUAUUUAUAAUCUGGUACAAAACCUCUCUUGUUAUUAAGGCUUCGAGAUACUGGCACUUAUAUAACUUUUGAUUAUAACUUUAGUGCUACAAUUAUUAUGAAGUUAUUUGAUUGAAACAAGGGAUUUAGAAUGGAUAAAUUCAAAAUAUUAGAUGAUAAUAAUAGAAUGAUUAUGAAUAAUAGAGAAAUGGAAACAAAUAUCUGUGUGAAGGAAUAGGCACAAGUUAAUGGUACGGUCCAUUUUUAUCACGAACUUUCAACAAAAUAACAGAAAAGGUAUGUGAUAUCCUCUUGAUGGUUUCUUCUUAUCCGUCUGUAAUGUUGUAUUAUGACGCCAACGGUGCUCUUUUUGUCUAGCAGUAUGGCAUGCGAAGCUGCAUUUGAGUUUGGCUAUUUUUACUAGUUAUAUUCUCGACUUUUGUUUUUGAUUUAGCUAUAGUUGACACCAUCUAUCUAUCGCCCGUCGGCAAAUUCAAACAAAAAUAUAACUCCAGACCAUCUUUUACCACUUUUAGUCCAGACAAAUUAAUAUAUGUAUUUAAUAUAUUUUUUUCCAUCAAAAAUGAGAUAUUUUAAUCAAAUAUUGUAUCAAAUGUAAUUUGCAGAAUAAUUUUGAAUUACGUUCCGCUAAUGAACUCGCUUUUUUGACCUUCAAAGUAGAAAAAAGUUUCAAUUAUAUUGCUUAAUAGUAUCAUUGUCUAACAAUUUUAACUGUACUAAUCCCCAAGUAUAAAUUUUUAAGUGCUAAACUGAUUGAUUUACGAUGAGUAACCGGGUUGUAAAAAUACCGGCAUGUGCCUAGAUAAAGGGACAUCGGUUUACUCGAAUUUCAUAACAUACAAAUAUUAUCUCUUUGAAUUUGCCGACGGGCGAAAUAUCGAUGGACCCGACUUUACCCAGUCGUUCCUUCUUUUAUCUGCCAGUCGUUAUUCAUAUUUUCCUUAGUUAGGAUCCAGGUUUGACAUCCAUAUGUCAUUAUAGGAAGGAUGCACUGGUUGAACACUUGGCUUCUCAAGUAUUGGGGUAUUUUGCGGUUGUUAACUAUCCAGCUAAGUUUUAUAAAUCCUGCCCAUGCUAGUCUUGCUCUUCUAGUGAUUUUCGUGCUUUGGUUCUCUUUUUAGAGACAUGACUGCCUCUGACUUCUAACGAAAUUGUUUCAAUUUUUGAAGUUAUACUUCUUUAGGCGCGAUUGGGAAAGAAUUUUUAUUAUUCUGCGCGCAUGUGCUCACAGACAGUAUGGAGUUCGUUGCUAAAUCUUUUAAGUUAUGUAUGUAUCAGUCCAAAAAGAUUGAAAAUCUUGUAAUCCGUAAAAACAAAGGGAGUAUAGCUCAGUGGUAGAGCGUCCGACUGGAGAUCGAGAGGGUCCGGUUCGAAUCCGUAUGUUUUCUAUUUUUUUAUUUUUGGUAUUGUUUUAAUAAACAUUUUUGGAAAGUAGUAAGUAAAAAUUAGUUUAGUCUUUAAAUAAAAUACAAAAAACCUGUUGAAAGUAUAUUUAUUUCGUUGAAAUCAUAUAAUAAAAGUAUAACUUCUUACGUGCGUACAAAAUACACACAUAUUUUUUUUAAAUCAACUAACAACUUUUCUUAUCGAAUUUUCCUACCUACUUCCAAUGUAUUUUCUUAUAGUAAUUCCUUCAUUUUGUAAUAAUCUACGGGCGGAUAGGGGAAAUUCGCCCCCCAAUAAGGACCAACAUUAAAAAAAAUGUUGGAAUAAAAAUAUAUUAAAUCAUGCAAUUAUAUGCAUAAAACUUAAACCAUAGCAUAGACAGAUAAAUUCAACAGAAUCAACUAGCUAUGUAUAUAGUUAGGAAAAUUAAGGGAACUUCAUGCAUAUAAUUUAGGUAUAUCUUUUUGUUUCUUUUGGUUGGGAUUUCAUUGGAAGCCCCCCUCCCCAAGGAAAGUUGCCCCCUAAGGCAAAUCCGCCACUGGGUUUAAAGAAAAGUGUUAAAUUUUCUUUUGUAAAUUUGAUUUUUGGAAUUAUGUUUUGUUAUGUUAUUAGCAGGAAAUUAUAGAAGGAUCUUAAGCAUAAGCAGCAAGUGCUGUAAAUAAUAAAAAAUGUAUAAAAAAUAAUAUUUUACUUUUUGCUUAUGCUUGUGGAUGGUAGAGUCGUAGGUACCAAAGAUAAUAUUUUAUCUUAAGACUUAAUAUUAAGUUACCAAUAUAUUCUUGUAAAUAGAUACAAUUUUUCAAAUAAUUUGACUGACACGAAAUAUAAAUCACCUUCAAAUCCUAGUUAUCAAUAUUAGGUAGAGUGUUUUUAUUCUAAUCAUUAAUUUUUUGUUGAAUUGCAUUCUUUGUAGUGGCUAGUUGAAUUCAUUGAAAUGUUUCUAUAUGUUUUAUUUAUGUUAAACGAAAUCAUUCGAGAAUGCAUUCCAUAUUUCUCAAAUAGUUAAUAUGUAAUAUUAUAUUUUAUAGAUCAUAUUUUUAGAAUAUUCAUUUGUUACAUUUAUCUAUUUGUAUGUUUAUAUUUUAAAUUUAUUUCAUAGUAAAAUGUGUUAAAUAUUG